AUGCACAUUCGCACCAUCCUCCAAGGCUCGCCUAUUCUUGUUGUUCUCCUCUUCGGAGUGACACGCGCGGCGCCUAGCCUUGUGCAGGACGCGGUGGGCUCGCGAGGCACAAAGGUUGCCCAUGAGACUCUUGAUGGACACAGGCUGAGUAUCCCUGCACCUGAAGAUCCAUACAUCAUACGGAUUGGCACGACCGAGUAUUACUACAUCGACAAGCUUCGGCCGCUGGACAACGCACAGGAGCAUAAAGAGCAAUUCGAGUGGCUGUUCCCUUACCCUGAUGCUUCCCUCAAGCUCGGUGAGCAAACGUUUGACGCGAGCGUCGUUCACAAGGACGGUACAACUUUGCGCAUCUUCCCGCAAGAGUACUCACGUUUCUUCUCUGCCGCCAUUUUCAACAAGAUUCGCGACGAAACUGUUCUUCCCGAGCAUCCCCGAGGUAAUCAGCUGAUCGAAAAGUUCGAGAUGAACGACGAACACAAUUUGCGGAAGCGAAGCCGUUCCGACAUGCACUGUUACAUCAACAGUGACUGCUACAGUGUCAUCUGUGACAGAUUCAUUCAGCCACAGAUCGAAACUUACUGCGACAAAGGCCCCACACUAUCCAACUACGUCGGCAUUCUUUGCAGCUUCAUCUAG
Messenger RNA from Tilletiaria anomala UBC 951, 639 nucleotides. RefSeq lists its product as uncharacterized. Lineage: Eukaryota; Fungi; Basidiomycota; Exobasidiomycetes; Georgefischeriales; Tilletiariaceae. The transcript has a single exon. The record is from RefSeq and is a predicted model, not a curated record. Bases 1 to 639 code for a protein of 212 amino acids.